CUUGCCUUGGCACGUAACAACGUGGUUGCUCUGCCGCGUCGCAGCGACUGUUUCAGCCGGCCAAGGCAGAGCACGGAACGCCCCCGCCCCCCCGGUCUGCCGCCGCGGCACGCCACCACCACCGACCGGUUGCCCCGCCGCGAAGGAUCGCAUCGUCCUCCCUCGGAUUCGAAUCCCUUCUCCACCUCCGUCCGUCCCUCUCCUUUCCCCAACACUCGCACGCCUCCCUAUUUAAGCCACCCGUCGCCGACCUCCCCUCCCCUUCCCUUCCUCUCGCGCUCCUCCUCACCUCGCGCCCAAGUCGUCGGAGCCACGCAUUCCCUGCCCGCCCCCGCUGCCACCUGACGCCGGGGGGCCCGCGCGGCAGCGCAUCGACUAGAAGACGAGGCGCGCACGACCCGGGCCCGCGCGGGAGGUCUGGUGCUAAUAAACAGGACAUGGCGCGCCACGGCGGACACCUGCUGCUGCUCGUGAUGCUCCUCGCCGCCGUGGCCGUCGCCGUCGUCGCGGCGGAGAACGCGUCCGAGGAGGAGGCGGCGCAGAAGCUCCUGCCGCGCCCGCUCGUCAUCGAGCUGCCGACGUCGGCGCCGCGCGUGGCUGAGGGGGACGGCGACGUCGAGGGGUUGGAGGAGGUGCCGGUGGAGGCGCGGUGCGCGAGCUGGAGGCUGGCGGUGGAGGCUAACAACCUGGCGCCGUGGCGGGCCGUGCCGGUCGAGUGCGCGGCGCACGUGCGCGAGUACGUCACGGGGACCGCCUACCGCUACGACCUGGAGCUCGUGGCGCGGGAGUCCUCCGCCUACGCGCGCGGCGCGGCGCUCGGGGGCCACGGCCGCGACGCCUGGGUGUUCGACGUCGACGAGACGCUGCUCUCCAACCUCCCCUACUACGCCGAGCACGGAUACGGGCUCCAGCUGUUCGAUCACCACGCGUUUGACAUGUGGGUGGAGAAGGGGGAGGCGCCGGCGAUCCCCUCCAGCUUGAAGCUGUACAAGGAGGUUCGUGAGCUUGGGUUCAAGAUCUUCCUGCUCACGGGCCGAAGCGAGGGGCACAAGGGCGUCACGGUGGAGAACCUCAACAAACAAGGCUUUCAUGAUUGGGACAAGCUCAUACUCAGAGCAGCAGCUGACCGCAACAAAACAGCGACAACCUACAAAUCAGAAAAGAGGAAGGAAAUGGAAGCAGAAGGGUACAGGAUCCUAGGCAAUUCUGGCGAUCAAUGGAGCGAUCUGUUGGGCUCUUCCAUGAGCGUUCGCUCCUUCAAGCUUCCCAAUCCAAUGUAUUAUAUUCCAUGACAGAAACGAAAAACAGGGCGGAUGAAGGAUGCAGUGUUUCUUAGGUGCAUUCUUCUCCUGGCCCAAUUGAACUGAAUACCGACUGGUGCAAAAAAAGCUGAGAAUAAUCCGGCAAUGGAAUUUGAAACUGUACAAAAGCUUCACUAACUUAAUGUAGUAUACAUUACACCUGUAAGUUGGAAUGUAAUGGAUGAAAUGCGAAGAGUUACUGUAUGAAUAAAUGGUGGGUUCAGGGAUGUGUGCUCUCCAGAAGCCGAAAACUGAACGGUGAUGGAUAUGUUUUUAUAGGAGUCACCCCUGUUUUUGGUUG
Messenger RNA from Phragmites australis (common reed), 1602 nucleotides. RefSeq names its product acid phosphatase 1-like. Bases 438 to 1292 code for a protein of 284 amino acids. Gene Ontology annotation, molecular function: acid phosphatase activity. The transcript is spliced from 3 exons. NCBI's taxonomy places the organism in Eukaryota, Viridiplantae, Streptophyta, Magnoliopsida, Poales, Poaceae. The record is from RefSeq and is a predicted model, not a curated record.